UGUGUGUAUAAGCUAAUACACAAGACAUCUGGAUUAUUUUAAGACGAGAUCCUUAAUAGAAGAGAUUUUAUCACAAGACUAGAAACACAGAAAAAUAGAAAUGAACUGUCUGGAGAAUGACACACAAGGCAGGUUGAGUUAAAAUGAAUACACCCAAACUAUACUGUUUUUUUACAAAACUUUUUCGCUCUUGAUGUCUGUGUUGACAAAAAGGUCCUGUUAGCCCUCUGUAGUCUCUUUAUGCCACAGAUGUGACACUUUGAACAAUGUCUGUGACACAUGAAGGCUCUCGCACACACACAUUGUAUCAGUGUCAGUCCAGGUGGCACACACAAGACCACAUGCUUUGAGGCAGACAAAAUAAUACAAUUACUCAUACAGACUAUCUAUGUGCCUCACACAGCAUGUGGACCACAUCAAAGCGGCCACUCACGCAGCGCUAAAUUGAAUGUAAAUGUUUGAACACGGAGCCAAGACUAAAACCUUGAGCCACUGUCUUCAAAAGAGCGUCUUAAUGUCUUAACUUUAUCAUGCCGAGGUUUACUAGCCUUGUAUGUGUAUGUGGGUGAUAAACAGAAUUAGUACGUUUGAUGUGUAUGAGAGAAUUAAUGGGAUUGAAGGGCAGUUUGUGUGUGUGUGUGUGUGUGUGUGUGUGUACAUGACUUGUUGGAGGUUAGCUGAGGUACCUCCUCCUCAGAAGAGUGCAUGAAUACAGGAUAAAUCUUUAGUCUACAAACAAAGUGUAUGUCAGUGUGUGAUUUGCUGCUUCUGGCUUAUAUGGCAACUGCGGGGGAGGACACCCUGAUGUUUGUUGAUCUGCAGGACAACAGAGGAAAAUCUUCUUGAGUCAUUUUUCAUGUAACCAGUAAUUUGAACAGAUGGGCUCAUAGAUAAUAAUUUAUCUCAGUCACACUGAUGCAAGCAGCGAUAGGUGUUUGAACUGAACUUCACACGCUCAAUUGGACUUCUUUUGAAUGCUGACACAAAUACAUUGCUGCAAAGAAAGGUGGGGUUCCAGCUAAACCUUUGUGGUUCUACCAGUCCAGUGUGUGAAUGAGUACAUGUAUGUCAUGUCCAGGCAUGUCCCAGUGCCGUCCCUCAGUCUCUCCUCCCUCCUAAUGUGUAUGAUGUCCCGUAUCUCCCUCCUUCUAAUCUCCCGUUUCCUGUGGAGUGCUGGUGUUUACACACACACUCAAUGCAAACCCAGGCAGAGAAAGAAAGACAGAGAGAGAGAGAGAGAGAAGGGACCUCAGUGAUAGAGAUCGUUGGGGCUCUGGAAAGGGGCAAUAUUCAGUUUGACAUGGACCAGAGCUGCUGUCUUCUUUGCCCAGUAGGUCACAUCCUUAUACGCAAACGCUCGAGGAGGGGUACUUGGAGGCCUGCCAGCCUCUGACACAUUCACAAACUUUCUCACACAUACACAGUCAUAUGGAAACUAGUAUUGUGCGUUGGAGACACAAGGUCAGAAAAUUUAAGAGCCUCCCGCUUGUCAGUGCUCUGAAUGAGCGAGUCCAGCUGGUGGAAGACUGGAAGUCCUCUGUGGAUAUCCUUACAUCAGGGCGAGAUCAGAAUCCCCGCCAACGAGAUCAUCGUCCUCUAACCUUUGAUUAACCAGGAGCUCGCUGAGCGGGACAGGGAUGUUACACACAGUCUGGACAUGAUGUAGCGAUCAUCCUCUUUUUGCGUAACAGUCGAGUGUUACAAGGCACUGCUGGCCUGGAUAUCGGGAAAUCCCCUUAUGGAACACUACAUGUGUGAUCUGCAGCGGAUCAGUUUGCAUUCAGCGGAUCAGGGUUUAGUACUGGUCAGGGGGUAAGCGGGGACAGUAUGUUAGUGAUGUUGGUGAUGGACGCUAUACAGCUCCACAGUCCCUGCCCCCCUCAGGUAUGACCCAGACCCUGAACCCCUCCUGGAGCACCCUGGACAGGGGUACGGCUGACUGGUUUGGGGUGAGCAAAGACAGCGACAGCACCCAGCGAUGGAGGAGGAAGAGCCUGCAGCACUGCAGCCAUCUGUACGGGGGUCUCAAGGCGCAGGUGAUGCGGGAGAUGGAGCUACACAGCCAGGACAACCUCUCCCUGGCCAGCACUGAGACCCCUCCUCCCCUCUACCUCCCACCCCACCACCCCAAUCACCACCACUAUGGCAUGCAGAGGAUUGUAGACCCCCUGGCCCGGGGUCGUGCCUUCCGCAUGGUGGAAGAGGUAGACGGCUUCAGUGUCCCGCAAACUCCCAUCACGCCCGGCACAGCCUCCCUCUGCUCCUUUUCCAGCUCCCGCUCCGCCCUCAAUCGGUUGCCACAACGACGCAAACGGGAGUCUGUGGCGGUCAUGAGUCUCAAAGCUGCAGCAGCAUUAAUGAAGGGACGGACAUUCGUUGACAGCACUGCCGGGCGAUGUCGGAGGCGGAGUUUCAUGCCUCCUAGUUUCUUUGAAGACGACACUGUGGACUUCCCCGAUGACCUGGACACUUCCUUCUUCACCAGAGACGGCCUGCAGGAUGAGUUGUCCAGCUACGCUGACGAAGUUUUUGAGACACCAUCGGAGGCUGCCAUCAAACAGCUGGACGAGAGCGAGCUGACAGGAAGUGCGCUGGACAAGAACGAACUGGAGAGGACUCAUCUCAUGCUGCCCUUAGAGCGGGGAUGGCGGAAGGCAAAAGACGGCUCUCUGGUCCAACCUAAGGUGCGUCUGAAACAGGAAGUGGUGAGCGUCAACAGUCAUCAUCAGCAGCGGGGACAGAGGAUUGUGGUUCCUGUUAAAAAGCUGUUUGCCAGAGAGAAGAGGCCCUAUGGGCUCGGCAUGGUUGGCCGUCUCACAAACCGGACGUACCGCAAGCGCAUUGACAGCUUCGUCAAAAGGCAGAUUGAGGACAUGGAUGAUCACAGGCCUUUUUUUACCUAUUGGAUCACAUUUGUCCAUUUGCUCAUCACCAUUCUGGCUGUCACUAUAUAUGGCAUUGCCCCUGUGGGCUUCUCACAACAUGAAACUGUCGACUCUGUGUUGAGGAACAAGGGAGUUUAUGAAAACGUUAAAUUUGUGCAACAACAAAACUUCUGGGUGGGUCCAAGCUCAGAGGCGCUAAUACACCUUGGAGCCAAGUUUUCCCCGUGCAUGCGCCAAGACCAAGAGAUCCACAAACUGAUCCAAGAGAAGAGAACGCGAGAGAGAGAGUCCGGCUGCUGCGUGAGGAACGAUCGCUCCGGCUGCCUGCAGACUGUACAAGAGGAGUGUUCGAGUACCCUGGCAGUGUGGGUUAAGUGGCCUCAGCACCCCAGUGCUCCCUAUCUGAAUGGUACGCUACGGCAACAUGGUUCUGUCUGCCAUCAGGACCCCAGAAUUUGUCUGGAGCCAGCCUCUGUUUCGCCUCAUGAGUGGCCUGACGACAUCACCAAGUGGCCAGUUUGUACAAGAUACAACUCUGGGAAUCACACCAACCUCCCCCACAUAGACUGCACCAUCACAGGCCGGCCCUGCUGCAUCGGAACCAAAGGACGAUGUGAAAUCACUUCAAGGGAGUACUGUGACUUCAUGCAUGGCUACUUCCAUGAGGAGGCUACUCUCUGCUCACAGGUGGCCUGCAUGGACGACGUGUGUGGUUUGCUGCCUUUCCUCAACCAGGAAAUCCCAGACCAGUUCUCCCGACUCUGGCUCUCCCUCUUUCUUCAUGCUGGGAUCCUGCACUGCCUGGUGUCGGUGCUUUUCCAGAUGACCGUCCUGAGGGACAUAGAGAAGUUGGCUGGCUGGCUGAGAAUCUCCAUCAUCUACAUGCUGAGCGGUAUCACAGGCAACCUGGCCUCAGCCAUUUUCCUGCCCUACAGAGCGGAGGUGGGUCCUGCUGGCAGCCAGUUCGGGAUCCUGGCCUGUCUGUUUGUGGAGCUGUUUCAGAGCUGGCAGAUCCUCGAGCGACCGUGGCGGGCUUUUGCUAAGCUGCUGGCCAUCUCAGUCUUCUUCUUCUCCUUCGGUUUGCUUCCUUGGAUCGACAACUUUGCCCACAUCUGCGGUUUCGUGUCGGGAUUCUUCCUGUCCUUCGCCUUCCUGCCGUACAUCAGCUUUGGCCGUACUGACAUGUACCGGAAGAGAGUCCAGAUCUGCAUCUUCCUGCUUGUCUUCCUGGGUCUCCUCUCGGCCCUGGCCGUCCUCUUCUACGUGUACCCUGUGAAGUGUGACUGGUGCGAGUACCUCACCUGCAUCCCCAUCACAGACAAGUUCUGCGAGAAGUACGACCUGAACGCACACCUCCUGUGAGCCUCAGCCUUUGAAAUGUCAGCCGGACUGGUUCUGGACGUGUCAUUUUUCUCAGUGUGACUGAGCAAGAAGAUUUCUCCUGGAAUAAUGAGCAGUAUUUCAGGAUUUCAUGUGGACAUAUUUGUUUGUUUUUGAAGGUACAACAGAUGAAUAAAGGCUACGCAUGAAAGCCUUCAGGCAUUUGAUUAGAAACAUUCACAAGCAUGGGAACAAAUCUAACGAUGUAAAGUUGACUGUCAAGAACUAGUGAUCGAUUUAUGUGUGAUUGAUCUCUAGCUGGGCUAAUUAAUGACCAGUCACACUGGCGGAGAGUUACAGACUUGUUUCCUGCCAAGUUAUUUACCUCGCUUCUGUGGCAAAACGGACAUAACAGCACCCCUUAGUGGCCACAAGGAACAGUACAACCUGAGACAGCUGCAAUGGAUUUUUGUUUUGUACUUUUUUACUGAUGUCCAGUUUUGUCCAUUAACUGGAUUUCCUUAGAGUUAGAACUCACCAAGAAAUGAGACUCUAAAAUGCAUAAAUGUGCCUUAAUGACACACAACCACACACACACACAGUGUCUUUUUGUGCAAUGUAUCAGUGUGUGUCAGCAGUUGUCUAACGUUUCAAACUGUCUAGAAACUGCAUUUCACAUUCUGGCACAAAUCGUGUAACGUGUUUAUUUAGUUUUUAGUAUUUGGUCGCUGAAUUUUGUGUUUUUUUUAACCACACGGGAAACCUUGGUUUCCACCACAGCCUUGAAUGCACUUCAAUCACAAAUGGAUUGUUUUUUAUAUUCACCCUGUGUUGCAUCAGUGCAGAACACACUUGUAUGUUAAUCUGCUCCAUUGUGAAUAGCUGUUACUGAGGUGAACUUGUGUGUUUUUAUUCAAUGUGGUUGCGUUUUAGCUACCUGACAAUAAACACAACAAGACACAGA
This is a messenger RNA of Dicentrarchus labrax (European seabass), 5169 nucleotides long. RefSeq names its product rhomboid 5 homolog 1b (Drosophila) (gene rhbdf1b). Gene Ontology annotation, biological process: regulation of protein secretion; regulation of epidermal growth factor receptor signaling pathway. Gene Ontology annotation, molecular function: serine-type endopeptidase activity. Gene Ontology annotation, cellular component: endoplasmic reticulum membrane. Lineage: Eukaryota; Metazoa; Chordata; Actinopteri; Moronidae. The record is from RefSeq and is a predicted model, not a curated record. The transcript has 17 exons. Bases 1887 to 4247 code for a protein of 786 amino acids.